Molecule: messenger RNA, 636 nt
Organism: Haemonchus placei
Lineage: Eukaryota; Metazoa; Nematoda; Chromadorea; Rhabditida; Trichostrongylidae
Source: the annotation of a GenBank genome assembly
AUGUUCGUAUUGGCAUUGCUUGAGGAUACAAUAACCAUCAAACCUCAUGAAUUAGGGAAAGAAAUUGGAUCAGUUGUGAGACGUCGCAUUAAUCAACGUCUUUCGAAUAAAAUCGUCCCUGAUUUGGGUUUAUGCAUAUGUGUAUAUGAUCUACUCGAAGUUGGGGUCGCUUAUAUUCUACCAGGAGAGGGUAGUGGACACACGAGGGUGAAGUUCCGACUGGUGGUAUUCCGACCAUAUGUUGAUGAGGUGAUUCAAGCUCGUGUUGUGUCUUCAACAAGUCAAGGACUCACACUUUCAGUGGAGUUUUUCGAAGACAUUACAAUCCCUGCUGAGCGUCUACCAGAGCCGCAUGUGUUCGAACAGAGUGAACAGAUAUGGUAUUGGGAAUAUCCAUCGGAAGAUGGAGAGCCCCCUGCUAAGCUCUACAUGGAUCCUGGCAAAACUGUGCGAUUUCGCGUUGUGGAAAAUAUCUUUAAGGACGUAAAACCGAAUUUGACACCAGAAGAAGCUCAAAAAGAAAAGUCCUAUGAAAUCAUUGGCACAAUGGCUGAGACCGGUCUAGGCUGUGUAGCCUGGUGGUCGCCAGGGGGCGAGGAUGCUGUUGAAGAAGUAGAGGACAUGGAUGAAGAGUAA